Molecule: messenger RNA, 1755 nt
Organism: Postia placenta MAD-698-R-SB12
Lineage: Eukaryota; Fungi; Basidiomycota; Agaricomycetes; Polyporales; Adustoporiaceae
Exons: 16
Coding region: 1-1755 (584 amino acids)
Source: RefSeq, a predicted model, not a curated record
AUGAGCCUGAGUGGCCAUCUGGCGGCAGCGCAGUUCGUUGACUAUCACCUCGGCGGUGAAGUCAUUCACGGAUGGGACUGUAACCUGAAAAUUUUUAUCAUAGACUUGAAGCAAGGAACCUUAGUAUCACUUGCAUUUCACUUUCCCGCCAGUACCUGCAAGUUCAAUAAUUCACCGAUGCAACGUCAAUCUCUGACAGAUGACUUUUCAGCAUACGUCAAUUCCGCACUCGCAAUGCUGAAUGCGCGCCGCCAUAUCAAAGAAUCUGGCCAAGGUGAGGCUUGGACGUUGGGCACUGGAGAAGACAUUCCAAUGCAGGUAUCUCUGCAUAAGGAAAGCUCGGCAACGGGAUCAAUGAAAGAGUGGUCAUCUGUCGAUAAUGGCAGUGUCAAACUCGAAAACAUGGACGUCAGAGGCGAUGGGACCAGCUUCAUGCAUAGCAUGACGAUGCUGAUAGCCCGGAUUCUGUGCAGUAUCCUCAUUAAAAGAUAUUGCACCAACUCAGUGGUACCCGGUGACUCAAAUUACCAUCAGCGACGUCCGCUUGGACCAUUGCUUCCCAUGGAGCUCUGGGAUAUGAUCAUAGAUCUCUUGCGCUACGACCCCAGCACGCUGCACAGCUGCGAAACGGUGUGCAAAUCUGGGUCCUACCGAAUCAAAAAACAUCUCCCACGAAGUAGCGUCCUAACGUUUCGUAAUUGUCACGACGUCUCGCGCAUGCGGCGAAACGACUCGCGAUCAUGGACACCGCCGGAAAUCAUCGUGACAGGCGAGGAUAGAAGGCGAUCGCUUUCGCAUCUCACCGCCGUUCUAGCCAUGUAUGCGUGGAAUCUAGAGCUGAAUGCCCUUACGAUCACACAUGGCAAUUGGCGCACAGCUCUGUGGUGCGAGAUCCCUCCCCCGGAUUUCUCUGUCCCAGAUCUGGAUACAUGUUCACUCCGUGUACUCGCGGACUGUGUGCUUGCUGCCACAUCUAGCCCAGUUCUUAGACUGCGAUUGCGCAGGACGGGCUUAGUGCCUCCCGAGAAGCCUGCGCUAGGUCUCACUCAUCUCCUCAAAGCGACGGGACUAGCACUUCAGGACCUGAGUCUGGAAAUAUAUGGAAGCAUAGGCAUAUCGCCGAGCGAUGCCAACGCCAACGCCAACGCCAGCGACCGCCAUGCUAUACCAAGAUUGCGUACUGCUUUCGUCGCUCUUGAUCUGAUCCUAUCUCAUCGCCGUCGGCACAAUCUCCGUCGUGUAUAUGUCGGGGUUGUCACCUGUAGAGCAACCGAGGAGGACCAAGUAAUAACCCAGUCAGAUCUCGUGCUCUGGCUGGUCCAAGAAGAGAACCCUGGUCCCGACGUAGAACAGCUCGCGCGAAGCCGCUGCACGCGGUUGAACGCAAUCACUUCGCCGCCCGUCUCGUGGCCAGAGUACACGGGGGAGCGGGCCACAGCAUACGCAGAACGACAGAUAGCGAGAGCGGGAGCGAGUAGUGGAUGGAGCAAGGGCAAAGCGGAUGAACGCACGCCCUGGGCCAUAAUUUGGCGGGAGGGAUGGUAUCGUCGCGAACGAGGCACACGCAUGCGCGUAGAGAGGGAGGUCGAGACGUCCUUGGAAAGAUCGAGCAGGGGAAAAGGGUCAAUGGCCAGUCUCAGACCUGCAGAGCCUCUUGUCGCACAGAACGACGGAGUGAUUGAGAUAGACCAGGGGCGUCCUGAGGUCGUGAAGGGGUCUUUCUCCGCACCCAGCGCGAGCGAGGGACCUAUAUAA